UUCUGAACCUGGGCACGUAGAACAUAAGUUUCUGUUGGUCGUGUGGCUAGAGGAUUGUGGGUCCAGGCAGGUUGUGCAACAUGGUGCCGCCCUUGUUUACCUUGCUAGCUGCCAUGAUGGCCGGUCACUCACUCAUCAGCUGUAGAGCAGAGUUUGUGGCCUGUACCAACGGCAGACAACUCUGUGACACGGCCGAGAGCUUGAGUAUCGUCAACAACAACUUUUUCUGCUGUGAGCCCGGCUUCAGCAUUCAGUGGCGACGUUCGAACAGUUCAGUCAACAGUGAAUGUGUCUGUGAGAGGUUUUAUCAAGAAACCCCAUGCAUCGAAGACGAGUACCAAUGUCGCGGCGCCACCAGUCGGACGUCAGACGGGGUCAAGGUCAAAUGCUGUCUCCAUGGCGACCGUCUGAACAGCGUGAGCAACUCCAUGAUCAACGGGGUCAUGGCCAACUACUGCAAGUGUAUCCGUUACGUCACCAGCGACAACCCCAGCGGUCAGACGGUCAGGCCGCCUGCACCCAGGCAGAUGACGCCCAUGGAGGAGAUGCAGAUGCUGGGGGCCCUGGGGCUCCUGCCCGAGGAGCUCCAGGCCCAGAUGGGGCCCAUGUCGGGGCAAGCACAAAAUAACGUGGAUGCUAGCUUGGGUAGAUGGGCUUCUAGCUUUAUGGAAGGCUUAGUGCAAGGGCUUGUUAAGGCUGUUGAUCAAGCCAAUCAAACCAGAGGAACCAACACAGCACGCAGGCGAGUCACAGCCCCACAAACAUUGGCUGCGUCCAACAUACAACGCGGCAUACAACAACAGUAUAUGGCGAAUGUGCCUAUGCAGCGAAUGAACGGAUUAACGCCGUACAACACAGCACAGAUCCAUGGACUGAAUGGAUUUCCCCGCAACUCUCCGUACACCCAGAGUCUAAACGUCAAGCCCUUAGCGCAAGCGUCGCCUAGCAACACCAACCGAGUCAGCGAACGAAACCCCUACAGCAACGUUAGGCCAUCUAAUCCAAUACAUUAAUGAUUUCAUCCCAGCACAGUGUCCUGGCUAAAAUUAUUCCUACAUAAAUAACGGGCACCCAUUUGACCACAGUGAUUACAUCAUAAUUCUAACACACUGAAGUAUUUAUUAUUAUAUUUUAUUCAACUUUUCCGAGGGUUCUUUCGUUUCCCUCCCUCUUUCUGAAUUCCUCCACUCAUAAUCGAGACCCACCCUCUAAAAAAAAAAUAAACAUCGCACUCAAGUCAACAGUUCUCCCCAACCACUAUUUCCGUUUCCUUUUUUAAAGGGAUAUAACAAAGUUUAGGCGUUUUACAUGUAAAUAUAAAUUGAGUAGUUUCCCUUGGUUUAAAACAAACGCAUUUUUAAUGUAAUUUAAUAUAUAUAAGUAGCUUACAAUUCUGGGUAAUUAGUAGACUAUUUAGAUUAAUUUUCAUGUAUAAUUUGAUAAAACGCCAUGCUUCAGUUGAAAAAGAAUUUUUGUUGUUCUUUCUCCCCGAAUCUCCCUUCCCCCCUUUACAAGGACUGUGACGUCGAUCAUGGAUGGCCCCUUACAAAAUAUACACUGGGUAACAUUUGUUACAUCCCCUGCUCUCUCGCAACGUCAAAGUAAUGGUUCCUGAUCUUUCCCUCCCCGUCCUCACGUAAUUUAUAAUUGACUUCUAGAAUUAUCUAUGUCUAUGUAUUUGUAAACGUCGUGGAACUCAUUCAAAAUUAAUAUUCAAAUUACUAGAUUAAAUUAUUUUUAUUAAUGUUUAGGCCUACUUGUUUGUUUAUAAUAUAUACAUCGUAGAACAGAUUUCGGUGGUUUGGAUUAUCGAACCUUUUUUUCAGUUGGUUGUAGUUUCUUUAGCCAGUUUCGAAUGUAGAGGUUUAACCAAACAAUUAAAUCUUUCUUUUUUUUUUAAUAUUAGACUAAUAUUCAAUAAUUAGAUCAAGUCAAAAUGGUAAACAUUUCUAAAAGUUGUGUAAAGCCUACAGAAAAUACAGCUUUUUU
Physella acuta is the source of this 1989-nucleotide messenger RNA. RefSeq lists its product as uncharacterized. The record is from RefSeq and is a predicted model, not a curated record. Lineage: Eukaryota; Metazoa; Mollusca; Gastropoda; Physidae.